UUCCAACUGCUUCAAAAUCACAGUGUCCGUGACACAUUACUUCCUCUCUUCACUGGCUGGAAGAAAAAUCCCUUACUCGCAUUCCAUUCUUCCAUUUGCUUAUUUUCACUGCCCUUCAGAAAUAGCUCAAUCCCCCAUUUCCACUGUUCAUUUACCCAAUAAACCUUCUGAACGACCCUUCAUAGGUCGGCCUCUCUUAUUGUCACUAUGGCCCAAAAUCGUAUAGAUCUUAUAAAGGUAUCUCAGGUGACAGACGUUCAGCUGGAGAAAAAUCAAGACGUAUUCUCUGGAACCCUGCACUUAACCGAUCACAACCUCAUUUUCAGUCACUCUGAAGGCGAAUUAUGGAUACCGUAUCCCAUCAUUCAUUACGUUGAACGACGGCCACAGUCUCCAUCUAAUAAUCUAUAUCCACUGUAUAUCAAAUGCCGCGAUUUUUUGAUAUUCACAUUGUCUAUGCCCGACGAUCGCGAUGCACAAGACGUAUUUGAUGUUGUCCAAAAGCUCACGUGUAUAUCUUCUACGGAGCAACUGUACGCCUACAGCUUUCAACCACGUCCGCCUUUCACAUCCAUCGAUGGAUGGAAGAUAUAUGACCCUGUGACUGAAUUUGAGAGAAUGGGAGUAGGCAAGAUAGACACCUGGCGACUCUCAUCCAUCAACCGUGACUACAGUUUCUCACCUACAUACCCGAGAGUUCUUGUCGUUCCAACAAAAAUAAGUGACAACGUUCUCAACUAUGCUGCAAAGUAUCGAAGCAAGGCGAGAAUACCGGCGUUAUCUUAUCUUCAUUGGGCCAAUAGGGCUACCAUAACACGAUGCAGUCAACCCAUGGUCGGUAUCAAGCAGGCACGCUCUAUCCAAGACGAAAAAUUGAUUGAAGCCAUAUUCGCUUCGAAUGUUCCUAACGGCGUCAAUGGACAAGUGGUGUACGGUUCAACUGCGGCCAAUUUGAUUAUUGAUGCUCGACCCAUGGCCAAUGCUGUUGGUAACGUAGCCAGGGGUGCUGGUACGGAAAACAUGGAAAAUUACCGAAACUGUAAGAAGAACUACAUGGGCAUCGAUAAUAUCCAUGUCAUGCGAGAUAGUUUAGCGCGCAUGUGUGAUGCAAUGCAGGGAUCUGAGUCGAUUGGCGGAAUGAUCAAUAAGUUUGCGCUUCAAAAGUCCAAUUGGCUUAAACACAUUUCUACUUUGCUGGACGGAACAUUGGUCAUUGUCAAGAGUGUUCAUAUCUUCAACUCUCAUGUCCUGGUUCAUUGCUCUGAUGGAUGGGAUAGAACUGCACAAUUGACAUCCAUCGCUGAGCUGUGUUUGGAUCCAUAUUAUCGAACGUUCAGAGGAUUUCAAAUUCUGAUAGAGAAGGAAUGGGUUGCGUUUGGUCACAAGUUUGCCGAUCGAUGCGGUCACAUUUCCAAUGAAAAAUACUUCAUUAACCUAGCCAACACCGGUGGUUCAACUGCAGCCAAUACCAUCAAAGAUAUGCAGAACAAGUUGUACAAAAGUGGAUUCCACCAGCGCGAAACCAGUCCCGUGUUCCACCAGUUUCUAGAUUGUGUAUUUCAACUGAUCAAGCAAAACCCAGCACGAUUCGAGUUCAACGAACAAAUGCUUUCAGAAUUGCAUUACCAUGUGUACUCUUGUCAAUUUGGUACUUUCCUGUUUAACAAUGAGUACGAGCGCUUCAAGAAUCAACCACAGACCAAAACCUUUUCGAUAUGGGAUCAUUUGAACUCCAACCGCGAUAAAUUCACCAACCCAAAUUACGAUCCGACACUAGAUCAAGAUAUCAGUCACGAUGGGGGCGUUUUGUUGCCUGAUCCAAAGCAUAUACAGUACUGGGCUAGUUUGUUUGGACGAAGCGAUGAGGAAGUCAAUGAAGCUGUCUUCCCGGCCAUGCAACAACAACAAAUAGGUCAAUCCAUAGAAGCGACUGAGGCAGCAGAGUCUGAUUCAGAAAACGGUGUGAGCAGGAUUCGAACUGUGUUCAAGGAGACUACCCCACCUAACGAAGAGAAUAGUUCAAUGACUACUACCGCGGAAUCCACCAUAGUCGAAUCACCGUUAACCACUACAUCCAUCACGGUGCAAUCCAGCUAUACAGAUUCGGACCCACUCAAUAGCCAAAUGAGCUCACCCGGGUCUAAUGCCAACAAGGCAGCUAUUGACUUUACCGAAGUGUCUACCCGUAUAGGUACCAUGGUCAAUUCGUUUUCAAGGUUUACUAUGAAUGUUGGAGAAGCAAUGUACAGUCGAGCAAGGAGUACGAGUGAAAGUAUUGCGUCGCCCCCGGUUGAAAGAGAAUUAGGAGCGAUGGAUCGAUGGCCGCCGUCCAAGACAUCAUCAGCCAGUGCCACUGAUCUCAUGGGUCCCAACAACAACCAGCAUGAGAAUAAGAACGGGUCACCGCUUCGAUCGUCUUCUUCGCCUUACCUUAGUCAUUCCGGCAGCCCCAAGCAUACCACGCCACCAGCAAGACGGCCAUCGCCUUUAGGAACUGAUCCUCUGGAGGUAUCGUCGUCACCCACCCAACAAGAGAGAUCCAGUCCCAAAUGGACAACCCCCAUACCGUCAUCAGCCUCGACGCCGCCGCCGCUCGAGGAAACAAGUGAUAGCAAGGAUCAACAACUCGACUUGAACGAUUUACCUCACCCAUUGUGGAUAUCGGAUUCUUAAACCGCCCCGCCCGCUUUGAUGUGCCCACCACACUCUUUUUCAAUGUACAUCCCAUAUUCUUUACUAUAGCCGAAACGGAACGAAAACGAGGUACUACACAUAUAAAAAAAAAACAAACAGUCGAAUCAUAUUUUUUUUCUUUGGUAUUUGGUAUGGAAAAUAGAGGGAAA
This is a messenger RNA of Umbelopsis ramanniana AG, 2843 nucleotides long. RefSeq lists its product as uncharacterized. NCBI's taxonomy places the organism in Eukaryota, Fungi, Mucoromycota, Umbelopsidomycetes, Umbelopsidales, Umbelopsidaceae. The transcript is spliced from 7 exons. The record is from RefSeq and is a predicted model, not a curated record. Gene Ontology annotation, molecular function: phosphatase activity. Gene Ontology annotation, biological process: dephosphorylation. Bases 208 to 2673 code for a protein of 821 amino acids.